AUGCAACUGGAGACAGUCAUCACGCACUUCUUCAGCGGGACCGUCGCCGGCGUCACGGGCGCCAUCGUCGGCUACCCGCUCGACACGGUCAAGUCGCGCAUCCAGACGCAGAUGCACGGCGGCGCGUCGGCGUCGCCACUGCAGUGUCUUGUGCAGUCGGUGCGCUCGGAGGGCUUCCUCUCACUCUACCGCGGUGCGUCAUCGCAGGUUGCUCGGUCCGCGAUUGGGUGCUCGUUCCUCUUUGGCCUCAUGGCGCAGUUCAAGUACAUCUUCUACACGCCUUCGGCCGGCGAUGGGUCGCCUGAGAAGCACCCAAAGCUCGUGCUCACGGCGGCGGCGUCUUGCACGGGUCUCGUCGAGGCCAUGCUCUACACCCCGUUUGAGAUUACGAUGAUCCGCAUGCAGACGCAAGCGACGAGCCAAGUGACGACGCUGCAGCAAGCCCGCCAGAUCUUUGCCUCGUACGGCCUUCGCAACGGUCUCUACCGUGGCUUUGUGCCCACAUGCUAUCGCGAGAUGAUUGGCAACACGUCGUACUUCUUCACGUACGAGAAGGCCAAGGGCGUGCUGCAGUCCCAAACGAUCCUGCGGCGGCCGCUCACCGACCUCGAAGUUUACGGCUACUCGGGCGCCGUCGCAGGUCUCAUGUACUGGUGCAUCAGCUUUCCGCUCGACACGAUCAAGUCGGUGAUCCAGGCCGACGCGCUCGACCCGCGUGUGCGCAAGUACCGCGGGUUCCACGACUGCGUGCUCAAGCUCUAUGCGGAAGAUGGCGUCCGCCGCUUCUUUAGAGGCCUUAGCCCGUGCUUGGUCCGUGCGAUGCCAGUGAACGCCGUCCAGUUCAUCUCGUUUGAGAAGAGCGUGGACCUCCUCAUGCCGCUUUGGCCCGUCCGGCAAGAGACCUAG
Molecule: messenger RNA, 906 nt
Organism: Saprolegnia diclina VS20
Lineage: Eukaryota; Oomycota; Saprolegniomycetes; Saprolegniales; Saprolegniaceae
Exons: 3
Coding region: 1-906 (301 amino acids)
Biological process (GO): carnitine transmembrane transport; mitochondrial transport
Cellular component (GO): mitochondrial envelope
Molecular function (GO): O-acyl-L-carnitine transmembrane transporter activity
Source: RefSeq, a predicted model, not a curated record